Molecule: messenger RNA, 1567 nt
Organism: Lasiosphaeria miniovina
Lineage: Eukaryota; Fungi; Ascomycota; Sordariomycetes; Sordariales; Lasiosphaeriaceae
Exons: 3
Coding region: 160-1422 (420 amino acids)
Molecular function (GO): oxidoreductase activity
Source: RefSeq, a predicted model, not a curated record
AGUAGAAUAUGCUUUCUAGUGUAAAUUCCGAGACACUCGGUCUUGGCCACUCCAACGGCGACCACCAACAAGCUUCGACACGGUUAGUUACACGAGGCGCGCCACGCCGCUCGACUCUAGACCUUCCACCAAAAAACCCACCACUAUCCACCCGUCACCAUGGCUGCCGCCGUCGACCUUCGGUUUCCCUCUGGGGCGUGGGCGUGGGCCGGCUCAGCACUGGCUCUGUAUGCACUGCUCUGCGCGCUGCUGCGACACCGGCAGCAGCACGCCAUGGAAGCCGCACACCCGUUUCCCACGCGCGCGUCGCUGGCAUCCAUGACGCAUGCGCAGGCGUACGAGAUCCAAAAAUGGCUUGGCGAGCAAGAAUUCCCGUCCGUAAUCGCCGGCUCCAUCUUCUUUGCCCUCUUCAAGACCUACAGCGUGCCGUCCAUCUCGCAGCUGCUCGCGCAGACGGGCGAGAUCGGCCGCUGCGGCAACGGAAGGCGCGACGUCGAGAAAACGUCCAAGCGGGCGGCCGACACGAGUGUGCUGCUGACCAACAUGGUGGUCGCGCGGCCGCAGUCGGCGCGCGCCGUGCAGGCGGUCGCGCGCACGCGGUUCCUGCACGCGGCGCACCGGCGCGCCGGCCGGAUUUCGGACGAUGACAUGCUGUACACGCUAAGCCUGUUCACGCUGGAGCCGAUGCGCUGGGUCGACGAGUUCGAGUGGCGUCGUCUGAGUGCGGCCGAGCGCUGCGCCGUGGCGGCUUUUUGGAAGGCGCUGGGCGAGGAUCUUGAUGUGCCGUAUCGCGCCCUGCCUUCCUCGCGCGCUGCUGGUGGUGCGGGUUGGGUGGACGGGCUGCACUGGCUGGAGGAGCUGGAUGCCUGGCGCCGCGAGUAUGCGGCGCGCCAUGUCCGCCUGCACGAGAGUAAUGUUGCGCUCGCCGCGGCGACGCUCGACAUUGCGCUGUUCGAGCUGCCCGCCGUGCUGAAGCUGGCCGGCCGCCACGUGGUUUCCAUCUUGCUCGGGCCAGAGGUUAGGGAUGCCGUCGGACUCCCCCCUCCACCAGCGCACUACGAGACGAUAUUCCGGAUUGCCGUCGCGGCGCGCAAGUUCGUCGUGCGUCACCUGUGUCUGCCGCGGCCGCACUGGCUGCGGAUGCGACACCUCCUCGACGACCCGGACCCGCACACGGGCCGGUACCACGUGGCGCGCUGGAUCGCGCAUCCUUGGUACGCGCGGCGCGGCCGCUGGGGCCCGCGGGCGUGGCUGCGCUGGGCGCGAGGCGGCGUGGAGGAUGAAAACAGGUUCCACGCCGAGGGGUACAAGAUCCGCGAGGUCGGGCCGGCGCGGCUGGUCGGGAAAGGGGGCGAUGAGAUGGAUGAGAUUGAGCAGAGCGUGAGAGCGAGGAGGGGAACGUGUCCGGUCGCGACUUUGUAGUCUGGUGGGAUUGUUGUAGACUAUAUACUAGACAUAAUAGAUAUAGGCCAUAGUGUGUUCCACGCUUUCAUAGACAAUGACCCUAAUUAACGCACUGCAACAUUGGUUCGAGGCCGGUGUCCGGUCUCAGGGGUAUUUACUCCCG